This is a messenger RNA of Thamnophis sirtalis, 291 nucleotides long. The record is from RefSeq and is a predicted model, not a curated record. Lineage: Eukaryota; Metazoa; Chordata; Lepidosauria; Squamata; Natricidae.
AUUGGAGACGACGAACAAGGUUACGACCUGGAUUUGUUCUGCAUCCCCAAACAUUACGCGGAUGAUUUGGACAAAGUCUUCAUCCCUCACGGGCUCAUCAUGGACAGGACGGAGAGGUUAGCCCGGGAAAUUAUGAAAGCCAUGGGGGGCCACCACAUUGUGGCUCUCUGCGUCCUGAAGGGAGGCUACAAAUUUUUUGCCGAUUUGCUGGAUUAUAUUAAAGCCCUGAAUCGGAACAGCGACAAGUCCAUUCCGAUGACGGUGGACUUCAUCCGCCUGAAGAGCUACUGC